This is a messenger RNA of Rotaria socialis, 6724 nucleotides long. NCBI's taxonomy places the organism in Eukaryota, Metazoa, Rotifera, Eurotatoria, Philodinida, Philodinidae. The record is from the annotation of a GenBank genome assembly.
ACUGUGUAAAUUACUUUUUGAGACGGAUAAAGGUAUUCUUCUUAUUUGUGUACCAAUCCAAUAUGCUUUCGUAAGUGGGUGUGGGGUGUGGGUGUGUGGGUGUGCGUGUGGGUGUGGGUGUGAGUGGGUGUGGCGAGAUGAUCAACACUAACACCCACACCCUCUGGAAGAUCUAUCUGAACUGCUGCGAAACAUUGAUAUCGAAGAGCAAAUCACAACCGAGGAACAGAACCUCAAAAAAAAACAGGAACAGCUUCUCCAGCUCCAGCAAUGGUAAGACGAUGAAUUGAAAGACUACCUAUACAAGUCGCACUAAGCAUAAUUAAUAACAUACAAUUGUACUUCGAUUUCUUUCUCAAUAAAAUUACCUCUUUCUCCAAAUGAUGCAUCUCCCUGUAACCCCUAUGUACUUUACUAAAGCUAAUUUUCUUUCAGAUAGCUCACAAACUCAAACGACUAGAACAUACAUAUGGAUCACACAAACAAAUAACAUCUCACUACAUCGCUAUUUUUCAACAAAAUCCACCAAUCGACAAGUACGCAGCAUGACACUGCAUUCCAAUUUCAUGAAACUGAAUAAUUCUAUAAUUUAGAUUCACGGACAGCUUUAUUCUAAACUUACCUGAUGAUGCACCCAUAAGCAAGGUUCAAAAACGAUCGUGAUAAGUAGCUUAGAAUAUUCUUUUAAACACACCCACACCAUCAGUGAAAAAAAUCAGUAUCAUUAUGUUUUUCAAAUGAAAUUUAUUUAGGACUGAAUUAUGACAAAUCAAAUUCAAUAUUUUUUUUUCUAAAACAUAAUUGAUAUCAUUAUUUCUUGAUGGAAAUAAAUUCAUUUCAAGUCUAACGGUUUUCUUCAUUUAUUCACAAAUUUAUACUUCAACUUUAUUCUUUUCUUUUUUAUUAAUGAUAAUAUCUAAAUUUAUCAUUUCGAUCAACUUUCUCUCGAGAAAAAAUUCUGAAGCGAACUGCGAAACCAAAAAAUUGUUUUUUUGUAAAUAGCUUUUAUUAACUUUUGCAAUAAAUAUUGUUGGAAGCAAGAAAAAAAGAAACCCCAGGUCGAGCAAUCCGAUAGUAGGCACCUAUCGGAACCCAUCCGAUCCGACUGGAAUCCAAUAGGAUUUUAUCGGAUCCUGCCCGAUCCUACAGAAUUAUCGUUGGAUUUCAGGCCGAGGAAUUGAUGUCGGAUCCUCAGUGUCGGAUUCCUAUGAAUUCCAAGGAAAAACUGUUGUAUGUCAUCGAAAGUUCAUAGGAUUCUGACAAUGAGGAUCCGACAUCGAUUCCUCGACCCGGAAUCCAAUAGAAUUGUAUUGGAUUGUAGGAUAUUUCCAGGUUCCUAUCGGAUCCGAUGUCGGAUCAGUCGACCUGGGACGUGAAAAACUUUUUUUUUACAAACUGAAGAGCAACCAAUCAGUUCGAAUGAAUCACCCUCAUUUGAUUGACUUGGAAAAUAAUCACCAAUAUAAUAGUUGGUAGAUGACACUGAAAUAUUUUAAUUAGUCGAUCAAGCGAUGAUUCAUAGUGUUCAUCGUUAGAUUAACUAGAUUUCUAAAAGUUCUUUCGGUUUUAAGCUCUAUAUACAACACACGAACAGUGUAACCUGGUAAUACUUAACAUUUGAGCACUAGAUGACUAUUUAAAGAUAGCUUUAUGCAGACAACUAUUCUAUGUACAAUGAAUGUAUUUUAGCUAUUAAAAAUUUUCAUUACUUCAAUUUUACAAAUUUUUUUACCCAGUUUUAAAUGAAAUCAUCUUAUUUUGAAAAUGAACUAUUUAGAAAUGUUUUUGAAUGCGGAGUAUAUAAAAAGAGACGAAUAAUAAAUAUGCUGAUACUAUUUUUAUUCUUUCUGAUAUUAUUAAAUAAUUCUUUUAUUUAUAUCCAACCGACAUAUAUAUAAAUAUAUAUGGAUCAUUAAGAUAAAAACCAAGAAUAUUAUUUUUAUUUUUUUAUUUUUUGUUCUUAGAUAUUGUUAAUCCAUUCUUACGUGGAAGGUAACUAUGUAUCCAUUUAUAACCCAGGUCAAAUCUUCCUGAUAGGAUCCUACAGGAACCGCGGGUAAUCCGACAAAAUCCGACAGACGGAUCCCAUCGGCUACCGGUGGUCGGAAUCCGGUAAUAUCCUUUGAUUUCCGACACUUUCCGACGGUAGGAUUCUCUGGGAUUCCGGUGGUAGGAUCCGUUGUUAUCCGAAGCUCGGGAAUCUACCGGAUCCGACCAAAACCGACAGUUUUGUUUUUUAGCUACGAUCUCGUUGGUGAUAUUCUAAAAAAUUCAAAGCACUAUGCCGAUCUAAAAAAUCUUUGCUUGAAUAACUGUCUUUCAAGUCGCCCUACAAGUUCGAAAAUGAAAAAAUACAUGAACGUAUUUCAUAAGCUGCGUUUAAAAAGCAAUUUUAUAUAAUUCGUCGAUUAUAAUCACCCGCAGAAUUUAGUUCGUUAGAUUUACUUCGCAUAUACUGUAUAUCUUAAUCAAUAAAUUUCAACGAGGUCGAUUUCACAAAAACGAUGGUAGUAUUUCCCACCAUUUUCGAUAAAAAAUUUCACAAAACCCUAGUAGAUAUUGAAAUAAUUAAUCAGUCGCCUCACUUCUUGAAGAUUGAACUUGCAUGAAGUACACUUAGAUUUUAAAACAAGAGCAAAUCGGUUGUAUUCUGAUAUUGCAGUUGAAAAGUUUAGUAGAGGUUUCUUAUAAGUACCAUACUGUUUACGAUUCAGUUCAAAUUAUAUGACUACUAUAGUUGCCCUUGUCCUUUUAACAACUCUUUCAUCGGAAUUGCUUCAAUGAUAUUUUAUUAGCUGUUUUAAGAAUGUGGUAUAAAGCAUAAACGAAAUUUUCAAAUACAUUUUUUUCGAACGGUUUUAAAAGAAAUAAACAAUUGUUAUACUUUUCUAAAUGUUACCAAGAUAAGGCUAGAAAAAUAAGACUUUAUCAUUAGAAAGAAACUGUACAGAAAUUUUUUUAAAUCGUUUAUCAUUAAUUUCAUUUUUAAAACAGAUUGUUGACAAAAUCAUAUUUAUGUGCUGACAAAUACGAUUCAAUUAUUUAUUUAUGGUGUGUAAAUAAAUAAAUCAAUGAGUACAACCACUGAUAUAAUAAUGCAUAUUAAUGAGAUAUAGUUGUGUAAUUUGUGAUCGCAAUAUCUAGGAGAAAAAACAUAAAACAAUAUUGUUUUAUGUUUUGAUUUUGAUUUUAGGAAUCAACAUUGAAUCGAUUUCAAUGUAAUGCUAAUUUUAUGUAUAAAAAAGAUUAAAUUUAAAUUUAACUUAAAUUAGAACACCGUUUAAUUAAUAGGAGAAAAUUUAGAAAACUUUUCUUUUUUUUGGAUAAACACAGAUACGAAUUAACUUUUAAUGAGAUAUUGACAUUAAUAAUAGUUUCAAAUCUGAAAACUAGCACUAAUUUAGAGUAAAAUUCACAAUCAAAUCAAUAAUUAUUUGUUUCGUUCUUCUAGAAACGGAAAUACUUAAUUUAGCUUAACAAGAAUUUUGUUAAUAUAUUGGAAAAAUAAAAUUAUAGAAUCUAAAUUGAAAUGAAAUCAAAAUAUCAUAAAAAUAAACUGAAAUAAUUGUUCGUUUUUCUAUCGUCAAACAAAAUUCCUUUUAUCUGAAAGGCACAAUUGAUUUGUCGUACCGUUAAUACACAUAAGAUAGAAUCGUCAUAGGUAUCGUCCACUCGCGGCAACAAUGCGACAUCUAUCGACAUAAUGUUUUAUUGGUGAAAUAUCAUAACAAUGUCACAAGUAAAAUGAACAGAAGUAUCGACUGGCCAUUUUACUUUAUUUAGUAGGGGGCUUGGUAAGCAGGGACAUACUUAAUAAACGAUUCUUUUUUUCUUAUCUUGGUUGCACCGAAACUUUCCACGUAAGUUCUACUGUCACAUUGUGAUAAUUUGUGGUUUUAUGUAUUUUAGGAUAUUAUAUCUGGUCAUAGUAAAAAUAUUAUUGAUUGUGCUACACGUGUUUAUUAAAUUUUUUAUAGGGAUUUGUAUUACGUAUGGUAAGUUCACUAUGCAGAAACGCUCGUUUUUCUAGCAUUGAUGCGUCUUUUGAGUACAAAAAAACGAUACAUAAAAGGCAACACUGAUACUGGGAAAUCGCUCAGAGCAAGUUUUCCCUACUUUAAUAGGAUAAGUGAAAUUCUUUAUGCCGUAAGAAGAAAGUAGCUAGUGGCUAUUUUUGAAUAGAGAACUACCAGUAUUGUAUCAGCUUAAAUGCUAUUUUUGAAUGGUUUUCAUUCUUUUUCAAUGUCGCUAUUUCUUUUUUUAGGAUGAUAUUGAAUUACAAGAUGCAUUAGAAUUAGCUAAGACAAAGUACGAAGUGCAUUUGAAAAAAAAACGUGAGAAGUCAAGCCGAUGCCGAUCCCAUCCUUAUGCUGACAAUGUACAUAAAAAUUGUUACCGACUUAUUUGUGUAUCACCGUGUUCACCAUUACCAAUUGAAUAUUUACCCGAUGGAAUUACGCCGAAUAAUAUUAGCAAUGAUGAUAGUAAUUCAAUUAUGCAUGAUGAUCGAGAUUUACAAUGGAUUAAUAAUAUCGACAUGGUUGAUAUUAAAUCAACUUCAGAACCGGUUUUUCAAACAGAUAAAACUGAUGAUUCCAAUGAUUAUGAUUCACCGCUUCAUCCAUACACCGAUAUGCUUACCAAUUCAUUUUGUUUUCGUCUUCUUAAAUCAUUUCGUUACUCAAAACUUUCACAGUCAGAAUCUCAUCGUUUAUUUGAUCUUAUUCACUCUGCCUUACCAAGCCCCAAUAACUUGCCGAUUAGCAUUAACAAACUAUUGCAAAAACUUGAACUAAACCAAAAUUUUUUUCGAAAAACAAAUAUCUGUCUAUUAUGUUAUAAAGAAAUAUCUGAUGAGAAUCGUGUUUGUCUUUCUUGUCCAACAUCAAAUAAAAAUAAUAUUGCAGCUAUUUACGAUUCAGAUGUUAAAUCAAUUUUAUGUGUGUUGUUAGAGAAGAUUGGGGAUUCGAUUCGAGUCUACAAGAAUGAUCUUAUAUUAAAUAAUGAUACAUCAGGUAGCCUCGAUAUUGGAUUUGCUUAUGCGUAUCAAAAUUUGUUACAUCGAUUUUCGAAUGAAAAUUUUAUUACGGCUUUGAUGCAUUUGGAUGGGAUCGGCCUAUGUAAAUCUAACAAGUUGAAAAUGUGGUUAUUAUCUUUUUCAAUCAUAGAAUUACCAGCUAAACUGAGAUAUCAGAAGCACAAUAUGGUUAUAGUAUCGAUCUGGGUCAGUUCCAAAGAACCAAUAGCAUCUGUAUGGCUUCAAAAAAGCAUUAAAAAGUUAGAAGAAUUGAAAUUAACAGGUGUUAUCGUGAAUGAUCAGACCAUCAAAUUAAAAGUACUGGGUAUAACCGGUGAUUCACCUGCUUUAAAAAUAGCACUCAAUUUCAUUAGUCACAACGGAUACUAUUGCUGUUACUUCUGCUAUUUACGUGGUAUUCAUCAAAAACAGAAGCGACAAUAUCCUUAUGAGUGCUUGCAUCAAAUGCGAACAGUCAAUAGUUUUGCUCAAGAUGCAACAGCUGCAGAACAAUUAAAUAGAAAUGAAAAAGGACAUUUGGGUGUUUCUAUUUUUUCUAAUAUUGUUGACAUAAAUUUUCCAUAUGGGAUAAUUGUUGAUUAUGCUCAUGUGAGCUUACUUAGACAUUCUAAAUCAAUAUUUAUUGAGCUUUAUCGUCGAUUGACUCCAUAUGUUCGUAAUAUUGUUGAUCGUGCACUGAUACACCAGCCAUUUCCACAUUUCUUUCACCGUCAAAUGAGACCUUUCAAUGAUCUUUCAUUUGUGAAAGCAACUGAAAUUCGCAACAUUCUUUUCUAUGGAAUUCUUCCUAUUUUUCACAAGCAUGUUUCAUCUGAAAUUCUUGGUCAUUUUGCAAUGUUUAUUACUGCGCUUCGGUUAUUACACGGAAAGCCCAUAUUUGGUGAUCGAACUUCAGAUAUAGCUGGUGAUCUUUUAACGAAAUACUAUAAAGAUUUUAGUUUAUUUUAUGAUGGACUUGAGAACUUUGUUCUCCAUUUACACCAGCAUUUUAAGAAUCAAUAUGAGAUGUUUGGAGCAUUCUCACAUCUGGGUUCAUUCGGUCAAGAAGCAUUGAUUGGGUACGUAGGUUCUAAUCGAACGGGUACUAGGUUCUACGGGGACUUAAUAUGUAAGAAUUAUUCCAUUGAUUUUUUACUUCAUCAUAAAAUGGAAAAAUCGAAUCAAUUUACUAAAAUCGUUGAUGGACCAUUUGAUCAGGAAUUUAAUUUUGAUUUUAAAAAUAAUAGUCUUUUUCAAUUGUUACACAGUGUGCAAUGUACUUGUGCAUCACUUGAUUCAUGUUUAACAGCUUAUCGACGAUGUAUUAUCAAUAGUCAAGUUUAUCAUUCAUUACAAUACAAACGUCGACAAAAAAGUGUUAGUUAUUUUGUUCGUUAUACUUCAACAGCUGUUCCUAAUUCGUAUUUAUUUGGUAAAAUUAUAAUUUUCUUCAAAUGUUUGAAUUCUACGUAUGCACUCAUACAACAAUAUCCAACAAUUAGUCGCUUUAGUGAUCUAUUUCGCUCUUCGUCAUAUUAUGAACUAUUGGAUCGAUCAAUUAAUCAUUUAUUUUUUGUUAUUUCUCAACAGUGUAUUUCUUCAUAUGAAACAGUUCUUGCUUCGUGUAUCUUAGAUAAUUGUAUUGUUUUUGAUUGUGAAGAUUAUCAUAUUGCUACACCAGUCUCAUCAUACGAUGAGCAUGACUAA